UAAUACGCAUACAAGAAUGGCAGCUGCCGUCGAUUGCUUAGCCCGGGAGAGCGAACUGUUGGCGUUGCGGCUUCAGGAGGAAGAGCUACAAGCAGAGCAAGAUGCCAUACUUGCCCAGCGACUGGCAAUCCUAUAUGCUUGUAAAGAAGAAGGAGACGAUGACGUGGAGUUCAUCAUGGAGGUUGGCCCCGAAGCUGCGGCUCGCGAGGAUGCUGCACAGCUCUUGCAAGUCGAGCAACAACUCGACGAGGUGAGAAGCAAGCAGGGCAAGAUUGCCGCAGAGGCUCUUGCCGCUGUAACGUCUCACCAAGAGCGGGCUGCUCGGGACUCCAGAGCAGUUGCGGAGGUGCUAAGUGAGCAUGAGGAAUGGCGGGCCAAAAUUGCGCAGCACGACGCUGCCUUUGCCCGCAAGCUUGCGAGAAUUGAUGAGCGAACAUGGAGGAGGACUGGAGACGAAAUUGAGGACCCGCUAUGUUUGCCCCCACCACGCAAGGUUCCCAAGCUUGAUGACAGCGCAGGACCAUCUGCCGCUGCAGCAAGUAGCAGGGGAACCACGCGUACCGCACCUCAGACAGAUUCGGACCGACCAAGCAAAGCCCUGAAGCUAGAUGCUUGUGCGGGGCCGUCUGCUGCUGCAUGCCGGAAGGAAAGCGGUGCUUGCACGCUACCAUCUUCUGCUGCUGGGGGCAGAGGUGCUUCUGGGCCAAAGCCACCGCAGCAUACCUCUUCUCAAUCCGCCUGCCCUCCCAGCUCUGCAGCAGCGCGACCUACCGCAAGCCAGCGCAAUAACCAGCCGCAGUCACAGCAGCAGCAGCAGCAGCUGCCGAGGCCAUCGCAGCCGCACCCAUGCCCACAGCCCUCCAGCAGCACUCGGCCAUCUACGGUGGCGCAGAUGCCGUCUGCGCCUUCCGCCUCCCAGGCCGCCAGCAUUGACAGCCGCCGUGCUCCUCGAAGCCAAGCCAUUGACCGCAGGGAUGCUGCUGCCGCACCGGGCGGCGCAACCUCCUCAGCCGGCGCUGGCCCUUCCUCCUCCGCCAAACGCACCAUCGAGUGCCAGUGCUGCUUUGACCGCUUCCCGUACGACAAGGUCAUGUGCGCGGGCGCCGACGGCGCCUCCUCGAGCACCGCCGCUGCCGGCUGCGGCCACUACUUCUGCACUCCCUGCAUGACCGAGUACGUGCGCGGUGCGGUGAAGGAGCGCAAGUGCCCCGUGCCCUGCCCCAUGGCUGCGGGAGGCGGCGGAGGCGGAGGGGCGGCAGGAGCAGGCGGCGGCAAGGGCUGCGUGAGCAAGCUGUCGCGAGGCGAUGUGUUGGAGUUGCUGGAAGGCAGCCCUAAGGAGCUGCAGGCGUUUACGAUGUUGGAGGCGGAGCAGGCAAUCGACCCCAGCCUGAAGAUCUACUGCCCGCACAAGGACUGCUCCACCGUGCUGAUGCGGCCCGAGGGCGCUGUGCCGCACAAUGAGCCCACCACCUGCCCCGCUUGCAGCCGAGCCUUCUGCCUGCGCUGCCUCAUCCCAGGAUGGCACCAGGGCUACACCUGUUCUCAAUUCCAGCAGCUGCCGGCUCACCAGCGGUCCGCUGAGGACGCUGCCAUGCUGCUCUUUUCCGCGAAGCAGCAGUGGAAGCAAUGCCCCAGCUGCAAGCAAAUGGUGGAGCGCAGCGAGGGCUGCAACCACAUGAGGUGCCGCUGCGGCUGCGACUUCUGCUACGCAUGCGGCACUGCGUACAAGAACAACAAACCCAACCGCAACAACGUCCAUGGCACGCCCAGCUGCGGCUGCCCGCUGUUCGACGUGCCGGAGGAAGACGACGACGACAGGGGCGGCCGCCGAGGAGGCGCAGCGGCACGCGGCGGUGCUGCUGCUGCUGCUGCGGGCAGGAAUGGGGCGAUUGGCCUUCCUGUUGGCGUCGCUGGGGCGGCUGCGCGGAUUGCGGCGGCGGCUGCAGCGGCACGGAAUGCGGCAGCGGCCGGGAAUCGGGGCCGUGGGCACGACUCGGACUCAGACUCUGAUUCAGACUCGGAUUCACGUCCAGAUUCUGCCGAUGACGAGGACGAUGACGGCGGAUAUGGAGGCGGUUACGAAGGUGAUUACGGAGGCGUCUACGGGAACGACGAGGAAGAUGAUGGGGAGGACGACGGAGGAUAUGGAGGUGGACACGGAGGCUAUGGGGCUGCUGACGCAGAUGAUGAGGAGGACGACGGGGGCUACGAGGAGGACAGGGGCUAUCAGGAUGGAGACGGAGAUGAUGACGAGGACUACGAGGAUGCUCACGAGGCGCCGCAAUACCAGUAUGCGGAGCCGCAUGUGCCCUUCCGGGGCGGGCGUGAGGUCAUCCGCCGGCUCUGCCGGUACGGGCCGAGCCUGCAUUACUGCCCCUUCGGGCACCGCUGUUGGUACUGGCACGAGGAGGAGGACGGACCGCUGUGAGGCCGCUGCGGGGAUGGGGGCCGCGGAUGGCGCGCCAGGGUUGGGUGAGGUGGUGCAGGUGGAGCGCAGGGGCGGUGAUGGGCUGGCUGGGGCAGCUUGGACGGUGGAGAUGGGGGGGAAAGGCGGGUUCAGAGGUAACAUGCGCUGAAAAAGAGGUUGGCGGAUGGCGGGAAGGCGCAUUGGUUAGUGUCCGCGGCGCAGUUGUGACGCAGUUAUGGGGACGCGGAGACGUUUGGGGAUGCAGGUUGAGCCUAGUGGUCCUUCGCGUUUGGUGCGGUGCUCACCCGUACGCGGGUUGUUUCCAACGUCCGUCCAUUCUGACGUUGUUUGGGUUCAGCGUUCCAUCGUUGCAACUACGAGGUGCUUUGUAGUUUCAUGAAGGUAUGGGCAGGUGUGUGGGCAUGCGGACUUCGGUCAAUGUCGUUGUGUGAGUUAGAAAACUGGCCACGAAAACUGGCCGGUAGUGUUGUUGUGUGCGUGUUCCAAUAUCUGGUCAAUUGGUGCUGCGUUGAGCUGUAAGUUACUGCUGUUAUGGGGCGUUGAGACUCCCUUAGGGUUGCCCGAUCUGGAUUAAUCGUCUGGUGGAAUGUGACGCUUGGUUUCAUGGGAAUGUAAGAGUGGGACUCUAGAACAGGUGAAGGCUCCUAAGGAGUACGAUAGAAUGGCAACUUUGGGACGUAGCCUGGUACUGCUGAAGUGUUCGUCCCGAUAUACUUAAGUUGACACUACGGCUGCUUUAUGCCACGAGGCCCAGCGAUACUGCUGUCUUAGCUGAGGUAGGAAUUUGGUAACCGUUUAGCACGUCAGGUGAAAGGCACGGUUUGUUCAGCAACCGGGAGGGGCCCUGGGGGACACAGUAAGUUCUGGGGGUUGCGAAUACGUUGGUGGAUGUUGGCACGCUCAAUGCUAGCUAACGUCGCACAAGCACGGCUACCCUUCCACCUCUUAGGCCCAUCGCAUCGUCGCAGGACUCUGUUGAGCUUGCACUCAGUCGCCACCCCAUCCAAUACGACGCAAUGCGACAACUAGCGGCUCCCUCUCACCUGAGGCUUUAACCCACAUACCGACGCACAUACCCCACACCGGCUGCUUUACCAGCAGCUCAUACUGUACUACGGGGCAAUCAGGCGGGCCUCUCACGCAAAUGAAUGUUACCUUGUGAUGCCGCAAGCUUUUACAUGUGUUGCUGCUUACCCUAGGGUGACGCGCAAUGCGAGGGCCCCGUGACCUACCAGACCGAAGCGGUCUCAUUACCUGCCCUAAUGUUGGGGGCUGCGUGUUGUUGUGCGGCGUGCAGCAAGCGUGUGUUGAAGGGGUAUGCGCGGGGGCUUGGGUUACAGGCUUAUUCCCAUCAUUCGGUUGGACGGGAAAGGUCGCCCGGCUGUGUGCCGAGGACCGAGGAGCUGCUGCUAUGCUGUUGGAGUCUUGGAGAUGCCGGUUGCUGCGGUCAGCGGCUGCUGUCGCUGUUGCUGCUACGGUACUGUUUGGUAUUGUGUUGACGGAUUCGCAUUACCGAUAGGGCAGUUGAGAGCAUUCCACUACCUGGACAACGGGUAUGAGGCUUUGCAGGAUGCAAUAGCACAACUUGAUGGGUCGUUUGAGGGGGUUAUGAGCUUAUGGCGGCCAAUGGUACGAUAUCCAGAUCACCCAACAAAGAUUUUCAAAGCCAAC
This is a messenger RNA of Astrephomene gubernaculifera, 4099 nucleotides long. The record is from the annotation of a GenBank genome assembly. Lineage: Eukaryota; Viridiplantae; Chlorophyta; Chlorophyceae; Chlamydomonadales; Astrephomenaceae.